Molecule: messenger RNA, 5043 nt
Organism: Carassius auratus (goldfish)
Lineage: Eukaryota; Metazoa; Chordata; Actinopteri; Cypriniformes; Cyprinidae
Product: G1/S-specific cyclin-D2-like
Exons: 5
Coding region: 422-1318 (298 amino acids)
Biological process (GO): mitotic cell cycle phase transition
Molecular function (GO): cyclin-dependent protein serine/threonine kinase regulator activity
Source: RefSeq, a predicted model, not a curated record
UAAAAUAUGCUAGAUGAGCAUAAUGGGUGGGUUGGCUAAGGAUAAACAGUCUUGCAUGAUCCAUAAAUAUAUCAGCCAAUACUGUAAUUCUUCUCCAUCUUGUUCGGGCUAUUGAUCACCAGAGCGAGAGGGGUGGAAACGGAGAGGAAGAACUUGUAGGUUCCGUCUGGCCAAUAAUAAGAACUGCUUUGUAAAGCUUGCGUCACAGCCUUACAUGCAGAGCUCAAAUGUUGCAGCUGAGGAGCAGAGCAGAGCAGAGAACGAGACGGGGAAGUUUGCAAAAGGAGCAGGACUAACCGGGACAGCCCUGUACACUGUUUUUGUGUGCCUGAGAAGUCCUUUCUGCUCUUUUUGACAUUUCGCAACCAUUACAUUUGACUGUUUGUAGGCAUAUUUGAGAUCGAAAAGGACUGUAACAAUCAUGGAACUGCUUUGUCUCGAGAUGGACACCAUUAUAAGAGCCCGUCCUGACCCGAAUCUUCUAUAUGAUGACAGGGUACUACAGAGCUUGUUGACCAUCGAAGAGAGGUUUCUUCCCCAGUGUUCAUAUUUUAAAUGCGUUCAGAAAGAUAUUCAGCCUUUUAUGCGGAGGAUGGUGGCAACUUGGAUGUUAGAGGUCUGCGAGGAACAGAAAUGCGAGGAAGAAGUUUUUCCACUGGCUAUGAACUACUUGGACCGAUUUUUAGCGGUGGUACCAACAAGAAAAUGCAACUUGCAGUUGCUUGGCGCAGUGUGCAUGUUUCUUGCGUCUAAAUUGAAAGAGACGCGUCCAUUAACUGCAGAGAAGCUGUGCAUCUACACUGAUAAUUCAAUAAGACCGCAGGAACUGCUGGCAUGGGAGCUGGUUGUCCUGGGCAAAUUGAAGUGGAAUCUGGCUGCUGUCACUCCCAAUGACUUUAUUGAGCACAUUAUGAGGAAACUUCCGCUACCUGAGGAUAAGCUGGACCUGAUCCGUAAACACGUGCAGACUUUCAUCGCCCUCUGUGCAACAGAUUUCACUUUCGCCAUGUACCCUCCAUCCAUGAUUGCAACGGGCAGCAUGGCAGCGGCUAUCUGUGGCCUGCAGCUUAACAGCACUAACCACUCACUGUGGGGAGAAAAUUUAACAGAAUUACUCGCCAAGAUCACAAACACAGAAGUUGAUGUGUUAAAGGAAUGCCAGGAGCAGAUUGAGAGAGUGUUGAUGAAUAACCUGAGGGAGGGCCGCCGGCAACAGCAGAAACAGCAGCAGCAGGAACAGGGUGGCCCGCGCAGUAAAGCACUUGAUGACCAAGACCAGUCCAGCACCCCAACUGAUGUACGAGACAUCAACUUGUGAGCUUGCUGCAGGAAUAUUGUGAUCAGUCUACAAGAGGAGAAAAAACAAAAACAACAAAAAACAAAAACCACAAAAAAAAAACAACAACCACCCCAACGAAAAGUGCUUGCUAGUCUUUGUAGAGUUUUAUCUUUAUUUUCCAGUAAAAAUUGCUCCUGUAAAUGAAAAAAAAAAAAAAAAAGCUGUUUUAGAUACAAACAAAAUAGAUAUUUUUAAAAUGAUUUGAUACUGAUGCAAAAAGCUUUUCAGUUCCUCAGACUCUUUGAAGGGAAGCAUGUACAUGUAGUAUUUUGCUAACUUUUUUUUUGAUUGUGUAAAAAUAAUAAGAUAUUUAAUGCAAAAGUGAUAGUGUAAAGGGCUUUUCAAAAUAGAAAGUCUACUGUAUCAGACUGGCUUGAAAGGGUACAAAAAGUGGGGCUAUGUUUUUUCCUGUUUUGUUGUGAAUUUUUUUUUUGGGGGGGCGGGGGGGCAUUUUGGAAUGCCUGAACUUGAACACACAAUGAGGUGCCAUGACUAUGAAUGGAUGCACCCAUUCACUUGGCUGUGUACUUAGUGCAUUAGGACCAGAAAGAGGGAUUAAAAAAGGAGUGGUGAGACACAAGUCUUAUGUUAAGAACGCAGGGCUCUUUUGCGAGGACAACAGGGGCUUAUAUCACGAGACUAUUAAUAUCAUUUUAUUAUGAUGAUGAUUAUUAUUAUUCCUGUUAAUCUAGCAAGUUAUUGUCUCUCGAUGCUAAAGUUACAGACACUUCAAAUAAGCUUUUGUCAAGCUGCUUGUGUGCUUGAUGUAUGUUGGCUCAUGUGCAAGCGUGUACAAGUUACUCUAUAUCAAGCACUCUUGUGUGAGUCAUGUGGGCUUUGUUAAAUCUUCUAUCUGCAAGUGUUUGGUCAUAGAGACUGGUUCAGUGAUGGGCACAUGGUCAAAGGACUGGACAGGGGAUAGUACAUGAUUCCACAAUGCUUUGGUGGUCUCCUGUAUCAGUGCCUUAUAUUAAAUGCUUUUUUUUUUUACUGGCCUGGAAACUGCUUGAGGGCUGAGCCCAACCCAGUGCACAGAACAAGAGGAGGCAAGAACAGGGAGCGGACAGAGACGACUAUGUUCCCUUGUAUCUUCUAAAGGCAAGAAGAGUUGUUUUUAAAAUGUGUGGGUAAGGUUGUCUUUCAUGGCAGCCUCCCGCUAAAUAUUACAGUUGUAUUGUAUACAGACAGUUUAUUACGUUAUUACGUAUUUUGUUGUGAGUGUGUUGAAGGAGCCUUAGGCUGAUAUAUGGUUGGUCCAAUCAGGGACCGAAAAAAGAGUUGUGGAGUUGUUUGCAAGCAAAUGUAUGCUAAUUCUGUUAGCAGUAAAGGAAUGUGUAGGCAAGAAUGAUUGAGGACGAUGACGAUGAAGCUUGGUUGGUUUGAGGUUUGAAGCAUGCUGCUGAAAUGAGGAUGCGGAUAUGUGCUUUGUUAUAUGCUGAUAUGGAGAAGCAGGAAAGGAGGCCAAAGGAGAAACAACAGCAAUGGUUUCCAUACAUCACCUGAUAUUUAAGAUCUUUAAUCUAUUUGUCUGUUUAUUUGUUUGUCCUUUAGUUUUUAUGUCUCAUGUUUGAAUUACAGACCAGUAUCUAAACCAGUUUCAAUGAUACCGCUAGCACAUGACUGGGGAAGGUUACUCCAUCGGUUUCACUUCAGAGAGCAUAUCUGCCAUGGAUAACAAAUGGUUACGGUUAAGGAUUCAUUUUUUAUGUUUUUUGUUUUUCUCUCUCUCUCUCUCUUUUCUUUUUUGGGCUGGUUUCCCAUGUUUAAAUCAUGGCAUGUUCAGUUCAUUAUUGCGUUAAAGCAUUGGAAACCAAUGUAUGACAACAACAACAAUGAAAUAAUAUUAAUGCAAAUUAAACAUAAAAAAGACCAAAAAACAAACAAGACAACAGAUUAAAAUGGAAGAAAAAAUAUUUCUUGAUUUGCACGCUCCAAGGGCAGUUUUCAGUUUAAAAAGACUUGUGCAACUGCAACAGUGCAGCAAAACUUUUAUAUAGUGCCUUGAGUUUGAUGUAGACUUUCACCCUGUUUUGCUGAGCUUAAGCAUAAUAUCCACUACCCGGCCAUCCAAACUAUGCUGCUUCCAAAGGUUGAACUGGCAUGGGGUUUAAAAACAUCCACAAGUCAUUCACAGUGGCUAAAAACUGUGCAUCAGCAGCACAAAACGGCUUUCAUUUGCUGAAAUCUCACAGCUUACCUUGAAAAGGGGCAGUCGAGCUUAAGUUUGUGUCCAUCUAUGUAUGCAUGUGUGUUUGUGUGCAUGUCUUUCUGUGGGUUAAGGAGAUGUUUUUGUGAACUCGUCCAUAUCCUUUCUCCAGAAACAAUUCUUAGUGAUGCUUGAGUCUUACAAGCCACAUUUCCUUGUUCCUCACACCAAAACCCCCUGUCAAUCUUAAUAUUAUAUUAAGUUAGUCGUUCCUAUUAUUUUCCCAGCUCUGCUCUGAAAAUUAAUUACAGUACUGUUAAAAGAUUGUAUGGGUGGCUGAGUGGUUUUACUUUGAAUAUGAACCGAAGUUACAUUCCUUAAGGGGUAUGAGACUGUAUUCCAAAGUGAUGAGAGAUGGAAAUUGUGUGAAGACGUCAAUCAAGUGUCAAUAUUUUUAUUGAGUUAUUGUUUUUUCCGCUGCUAAAAAGCUAUGAUUUUUUUUUUGUUUUGUUUCAUCUUAUACACAAAAAUAACAUUACAUAGUUGUGAUGUCACAUCAGUGUGCUGCUAUUUUAUAAACAAUUGUAUUAUAAUUAUUUUACUGCUUACAGAAUACUUUGAGAAUACAGAAGUAGAGGGUAAAAGAAGAACAUGAAACGAGUAUUCAACUGGAAAUGCUCUUUGUACAGUGUGCUCCUAUUAAGGCAUGUUUCUUUACCUUUUAAUCUCUUUUUCCUCCUCUUCUUUCUGUCACAUUCUGUAAGUGUGGUAUCUCUAUACCUCAGGUUUACUGGACAUAAAAGACUUUCCCAUUACCUCACACAACAGUUUUUUCGGGAGCCUGGAAAGGACCGCACAAAUAAGAGGUUAUGAUAUUUCUGCUGUCUGAUUUAGUAAAUUCAGCGGAAAGAAUUUAGAUGAACAGCAAGGCUCCCACCUGGACUUCAGAAAUAGUGGACGGAGGAUGUAAUGAACAUUUGACAAUGUCUUAUGUACACGGCCCAUUUCAGUGGAUAUAAACCUGUAAAUAUCAAAUAAGCAACAACAUUGAGAAAAGCCCUCCUUCCUCCACUAUAACCAUAUCAUGUACCUCAGUUAUGUCUGCUGCGCAACCUCUGUUCAAUAAAUCUGCUUUAAAGAGUGUGGUGCUAUGUUGGUCUUAUGUUAUCGUUCCCUUUUAUUGGCAAUGUUAACGCUGAAAAUAACAAUGGGAAUCUAUCCGGCAUGUUAUAACCUGGUAAAGAGUGGCUGUAAAGAUAGUGUUGAUAAUCAGACACAGCCCAGAUGGAAAAAUGACACAUUUUAAAAAUAGAGGUUGAACUUUUCUGUUCAACAACGUUUCCUUCUAGAAUUAUCCUCUGAAUAAUUACAGCCAAGUCAGAAAUUGUCACAGCUGAUUCUGAGGAGAUGAAUUAUGAGGUAAAGUCAUUAGGGCUUGGCAACUCUGUGGAUAUUCUUUGGAUUUCUGUUGAACUCAAAUAAGUUUUCAGUGAGAGAUCAUGAAUUUAAAAGAGAUGACAUGCUGUAUGCUAAGGUCAAUAAACUUACUAUGAAAGAA